Molecule: messenger RNA, 657 nt
Organism: Vicia faba (fava bean)
Lineage: Eukaryota; Viridiplantae; Streptophyta; Magnoliopsida; Fabales; Fabaceae
Source: the annotation of a GenBank genome assembly
AUGAAAGGAUUGUUCAUUUGUAUCUUUCUUUUUACUAUUGUUAUGUUAAAUCAACACGUAUCAAUUUAUGCACAUAUUCCACCUAAAUGUUCAGAGAAGAUUCCAGGAAAAAAUGAUGCACAAAUUUCGCAUGAAAGUUUAACGAAGAAGCACGUGAAAGGAAACCCAUCUCUUUCAUAUGAAAGUUUAGAGAUACUUAGAAGAAAAAUGGAGGAGACAGAAGGCCAAAAGGAAUGGGAAGAAGCCAAUAAAAACAAUCCACAGUAUUUGUCUCAAAAUGCGGAGAAGGUUUCAAGAAAAAUGGAGGAGACUCAAGGCCAAAAAGAAUGGGAAGAAGCCAACAAAAACAAUCCACAAUAUUUGUCUCAAAGUGCAGAAAAGGUUUCAAGAAAAAUGGAGGAGACUGAAGGUCAAAAGGAAUGGGAAGAAGCCAAUAAAAACAAUCCACAAUAUUUAUCUCUAAAUGCAAACAAGGUUUCAAGAAAAUUGUUGGAGACUCAAGGCCAAAAGGAAUGGGAAGAAGCCAAUAAAUACAAUCCACAAUAUUUGUCUAAAAAUGCAGAGAAGAUUUCAAGAAAAUUGUUGGAGACUGAAGGCCAAAAGGAAUGGGAAGAAGCCAAUAAAAACAAUCCACAAUAUUUGUCUCAAAAUGCAUAG